This is a messenger RNA of Tachysurus fulvidraco (yellow catfish), 6595 nucleotides long. RefSeq names its product mucin-17 (gene prr36a). The transcript is spliced from 6 exons. Lineage: Eukaryota; Metazoa; Chordata; Actinopteri; Siluriformes; Bagridae. The record is from RefSeq and is a predicted model, not a curated record. The coding region runs from base 450 to 4883 and encodes 1477 amino acids.
UUUAUAAAUGGGAACACCGGGGUAGCUCGGGGAAACCGGGGGGUUUGUAGUUUAAUCGUGGAUUUGUACGCGUGCUUAUAACACGAGGGGAGGAAAUGUUUAACCUCUAAAUCGUUUGUUUCUCUCUUGUUUUGCCUGUGUGUGUGCGCGCGCGCGCAUAUAUAUAUAUAUACACAUCCUCCGAGAUAACGGCGGUUGCGCGCGCGUGCGCUACGUAAAGGUAAAAGACGCGUUUAGAAAUUUCCGCGUGCGUCUCCGUUGACGUGUGAAGAAGAGAAAGCGGCCUGCGGUGAGUGGAGAAAACGUCCAAAUCUCACGUUUGUGCUUUAAACAACACUGGGUUCGGAUCUCUGUGUUGUGUCUUGGAGCGAAAACCGAAUUUAUUUGAAGAACCCUGCUGACCCUGAGUUAACUGGAUCAUACAAAAAAGUUGCCAGGCACCAGUUGAGAUGAAACCUGAUGGGGUUGCUACAACUCCGGCUGAGCCAGCAGAAGAUGUAGUGGAGCCUGUUCCUGAAGUAGUUGCCAGUGAGGAGCAGGUCCAACAAGUUUCUAGUCCAUCAUCUUCACAGCUUGAGAAGCUUGAAAAUGAAAGUAAGCAGGAUGGAGAAACCUUAGCACUACCUCUGCCUGGAAAAGAGGUUAAUGGGAAAGUUUCAAAACCUAAGGUCAAGACUAAAGCCCCAAUAAAGACCACCAAGCCUAGUACAGCAGGCACUAAAGCAACAACCACAACAGGUGCUGCAUCUCGCCCUGCUACAGCUCAAAGCCGAGUGGCCAAUGGUGUUACGAAGAUAGUCUCAAACAGUGCAAGCAAGAAACCGGAGAUGAAGAAAAGUACCACUGUUGGAGUAUCAACUCAACUAAAAAAAGUGCCCACUGCAACAACUGUAGCGCCAAGGACACAGGUGAAGGCAGCUGAACGUAAAACUGUUACCUCUGUUAGGCCUGUAGCUUCUACAAGCAGUGGGGCACGAAAGCCCACAGCAACCUCGCAAGCACUGAACAGUAGGCCGGUCACAGGAGGUAACAAUGCUGCAGUUAAACCCAAGACCACAGCUCCAAGGCCUACUGCCGCACCUGCUGCCAAAGCCAGUGUUUCAGCUGCUUCCAAAGCCACCACUAAUCCCAAGGCAACCAGGCCAACUGUAGCAACUUCUCGUCCCACCACUUCCUCAGCAACAGUUAGACCAACAACCACUGCUAGUAAAUCUACAGCCUUAAGAACAACUGUCUCUGCUCCCUCUGGUGCCAACUCUGCAUCAGCAAAACCUUCCAAGGUCUCUGCUACUGUAGCAGCUAAAAAAGAAAUGAAAACCACCACCAGUGCAGCGGCCAGAAAACCGCUAGCCACUAUGACUACGUGCUCUACAGCAACAAAGACCUCAAAACCUGCUGUAGCUGCCAAGCGAUUACAUACAGACACUAGAAUGUCUCAACAAAAAAUGGAUAAAGUACAAGUACCAACAAGGAAGGUCCCACAAAGUCCCCGAAACAUUUCCUCACGCACUGCUUCAGGUAGAAUGGCUACAGAGAUUAGUAACCACAAGCAAGUAGUAAGUAGUAAUCCAGUCUCUGUGAAAGGUCAAACAGCCAAACCAACACAGUCAGUUUUGCCAUUAGUCAUCAAAGGAAAGCCUUUAGAAGAACAAUCCUCAGUGCCUGUGGGACCCUCUGCUGUUCUAGAAACUGCAGCCAUAGCAGCUGUAGAAUCUGUGAUAGAAGCACAAGUUCCAUCUGUUGAGCUAACACAGACUGAUCAACAGAUCAGUGCACUUGUUGAAGGUCAGGAAGAAGGGGUGCAAGUACCUGCCCCAGAGCCUACAAAUGUGGACCCCAGUUCCCCCAUAGAGAGGACAGAUGCUGAGCCAUUAGGUAUACAGUCAGCAGUUAAUGUGCCUGUACUUGAAACACCUAAUCCUCCAAGUGCUGUACAAUCUGAAAAUGUUCAUGACUAUAUUUUGGUUGUAGCACAUGACCUGAAUGAGCAAGAACAUGUACCUGCUUCACCAUGCGAGGUUCCAGUUACUUCCCAAGCGCCUCCUAAAGACUCGGAGGUUGUUGUGAAACAAGAGCCCAUAAUAUGCAAUUUUGAAGAGGAAGAGGAGAGGGAGGGCAGUCAGCAGGUGUCUUUGUCUGACAUGAGUGGUACACAGCCUACUGAAGAGUCCAGGCCUGGUUCAGCUGGUCUGGCUGGUUCAUUAUGGCGAGCAGGAGGCCUGCCCUCUGAAUUUGACUCUGAGGAUGUAAGCUGCAGCCAGCAGGGGGCCUCAGAGCUUAGUGCUCCUGGUGUUUUAGAGGGCACUGAAAGUAUGGAUGAUCUAGGUGAGGCUAGCCUAAAAGGUGCUGAUGGAGAAGGUGCAUCAGCUGGAUCUCCAGACUUUGAGAAAUUCCCUGAUAUUUUAGCCAAUGAAGAUGAUGAUGAUGAAGAUGAUGACCAUGUUGAUGAUAUGGAAGUUGGAUCAGAAAUGACUGAAGACCCACAUAGGCAAUGCAAUGACAAUGACAAUGACGAUGAGGAUGAUGAUGUGGAGAUGGCAAGUGAGGGUGUCACAGAGAGUGGCCUUGAAAGUUAUGGAAAUGCAGAUGAAGAUGACUUUGCAGAAGACUACAGAUUGGACAACCUGAAUCGUAUGCAGCCUUCAUCCAUUGUUUCUGCCCUUUCUUCACCAAAUCCUUUUGCUGAUGCCUGGAUACAGUCACUUCAAACAGAUCCUAUCCUUGUCUCCAGUCCUUCUUCCAACCAUUGGCAAACAUACUCUGAAUUGCCCAACCAACCUGCUGCUCAAGCCUGUUUGGAUAUUGGAAGUACCAAAACAGAUCUAUCCUCUCCAGUGGUUAUGGAUCCUGUUCCAAGCUCAACUCUGCCUUUCGCUGGGCCUAAUUCAGAAUUGAUUGUGGGCCUCAAACAAGACUUGGCAUCCCAUUCCCAACUCGUUUCUCAGUCUAGCAGUCUGCCUGACUCAGAACUAGCCAUCCAUACGCGUAGUGGUGCAAGCACACCUGAAGAGCUGAAAGACUACAGUAUAAGCCCUGGACUAGAGAAACACAAACCGCCCUCACCAGUCAGCCCAAAACCGGUGCCAGACAUUAUGCAGGACCUAGGAAUUUGUAGAUCUGAUACUGCAGGGGCUGAGCAUGAAGAGGAAGAACCUGAGACUCUGCCUGCAGAUAUGUUAGCAGGACUGUCAAAUGCAGUGAUUUCUGCACCAUCCUCCCAUUCUUCUGCCAUAGGGGAUGAGGCUAGUGACACAGAUGGGGAUAUGCAGAUCAGUGACCCUACUGAGCCUGGUUCCACAGGAAAUGAGUGCUUUGAUGGCACACAAGUUGCUCACAGCAUGUUGGCCUUGGUGGAGGAAUGUGAUGCCUGUGCUGAGAUGGAUGGAGGCGGUGGUGACACACCUCAGUCUGCUACUUCAGCUACCUCCUAUGGUUUUGAGUGCAACACCUCUAACUCUAAUGCCCAGUCUACGACAGAGAGCUGCAUUAAAAGCCCAGGCAUUCUUUCUCUCGAAAAUGAAGAGCAGCUUCCUGAUGAAACCAAAGACCCAUCACUUAUUAAGGAGCUGGACCUUGCACCUGCUGGUGCUCCUGCAGAUUCUGACCUCCUCGACCAACAAGAGGAGUUUCAAAUGAAUUCAGGGCAGCAGCAUAUGCUUUCUUGGAAGGUCAGUGAGGAGUUGCCGGAAACUUGCUCACUAAGCGGUACAGUCCCCAUUGAGACAGGCUUGGAUAGUUCUUCCUCUGAGCACCAACAAGACUUGGAUCUUGAUGCACCACAUUCCUACUACUCAACAAUAUGUGAAAAGACAGAUAGCUUCUUGACAGGAAGUCUCAUCUGUGUUCUGCAGCAAGAAAAGGUGCCCACAGUCAGCACAAGACCACCCAAGCCCCAUGGACUACGUGUCGAUCAUGUGACUCGUCUGCCUACUGAUCUUCCUCCGAGGAUGCCAAAUGUGGGGUGUACCUCUCAACUCCGUCGGCUAGAACAACAUCAGCUGCAACUAGAGGAGAUUGAACAGCGACGAGAGAAACAGAGUCAAAGUGUUGAGACGCAGAUGGAGGAAAGAAGGGUGAAGAAAAGUGCUGAGGGAACUGGGGGGAGAGAAAUGGAGAAGGAGGCUGAACAGAAGAGCAGGGAGGAGAAAGAGAUGAAAUUGGAGGAACAAAAACGGGAUCUGCUUCACCUGCAAAUUCAACAGCAGCAGCAGGAGCUGAAGCAGAGGCAGCAGAUCAUGCAGUGGCAACAAGAGCUGGAACAACAGAAACAACAAAGUAAGCACCAGAAAAAUUUAAGUGCAGUUCUUCUCUCACCUACUGGGCUUUGCACUAUCUAUGAGGGACUAGAGACCAGUGAUGCAGAGGAAGAGUUUGAAGACAAAAUGGAAGAGAAAGAAAUGGUGUUGAAAUUCAAGGUAGAACAUGAAUGUUCUCCCAAAGAGAGAAGUAGCAUCCCAGAGACAGGCUCCAUUUCAGAUAACCCAGAUUCUUCACAAUCACAGAGCACAUCUCCUAAUCCUAUUCCGGAUCAUGAAGGGUUAAUAACUCACUCUGUGACCAUGAACAGCCCACCUCUUUCCGGAACUAGCACUGCCCAACAGCUUUCACCUCUGGACCUUGACUGGGGCAAGAAAGCUGACAUUGUCCAGCAUCUGAUCAACCAGACAUUAUUACUAAAUGGGGACAACUGCUCCCCGCUUUUGCUUCUCCCUGGAGGGGCUGCUGGGACACUGAGCCCACUGGAGACAAGCCUGUGGCCCAGCCUGGCCCCUCUUACUCCAACCUCUGCCACAGUGACUUCUGUUAGCAGCUACUCUGCUGAGCUUUCAGGGAGUUCUCCAAAGGGGGAAUGGACAGUAGUGGAGCUAGAGACUCAUCAUUAAGGCCUAAUAUUGGGCUAGGCAGACUGAAAAUGUUUCAAGGGCAGCUGUAGAGUGUGAAAUGAAGAAUGAGAAUUAUGUGAUUCUGUUUUUACUUUGAUUAAAAAAAAAAAAAGAAUUCUACAGAAUCAUAAAUUCACACCCAAGGUUAUUCAUAUAAAAACUGUUGGUGAUUAGAUUAUUGCAUCGUCUGGCUGUCUUUCCCUUUACACACGAUCAUUUACCUAGGUGGAGUAUGGUAGAAGGCACUACUUGCCUCUUUUAAAAAACAUGUUCUUGAUGGCUUGCAUUCAAGAAAGAUGGCACUAUUAAGCAUGAAACCUAAUUGAAGCCUAAUCAAUGUUUGCGAUAACGGCUAAAACUGAUGCAGUGCCCCCCCCCCCACACACACACACACACAUACUAGGUAACUGGUAACAGCACGAAGAAAUGAAAAACAUCAGCAAUACAUAAGACAAGGCUUUUUUAGUAUACUAAUGAUAAUGGGGAAGUUUUAAAGGAAAUUGAUCUUUCAGAUACAAUGUAAAGCAAGUACUCUUUCAGAAGAUAGUAAUUUUCACUUUUUUAAAAUUAUUUAUUUUAAUGAAGGAUUAGCAAAGUUCUUUUUGGGCAGGGGGGGGUGCUAUUAAUAUCUCAGAAAUCAAAUUAUGGUAAAUAUAUGGUUAAUUUUUAGCACGGUUUGAUACAAAAACCUGUUUGUGCUACUUGAACGAUUCAUCUUGAACUAUUCAGAUGCAGUUGAUGCACCAAACUAAAGCCAUGUCUCUUAAUCCCUCUUUGUGCCUCAUAAAUGUUUCCAUGACCAGAACCAUCUUUUUACAUGGUGCGAAUGGAUUUUGCCAUGUUGUAUAUCAUUUCUGCACUGUGACCAACAUGAUCAAAUUCUAUAAAAGGUCUUGCAAUUCAUCUUAUAUGGCCCCUUUCCUGUAAAAUAUGUUGUAUUCGUACUUGUGAAUUUUUGUUUCCCAGGAUUUGUCACGGUUUAACUGCAUGUAUGUAUGUAGCACGGCUGCUGUUUUGUCUGGCUACUCUCCUCAAAACAUUACAAUUGUCCCCUUAGUUCAAAAGGACUGCUUCAUAAAUUUUGGGUAAACUAAAGGAUUGAGACUGCAUGCUCAAUGAAAUGGGUCACAACUGUGUGUAAAUGCCCAUAAAAGUAAAUCUAAAUUAUAGUGUAUACUUGUUUUCAGUUUGUCUAGGUAUGUGUAGAAACGUUUACAUUUUGUCUGACUUUUUUUUGUGUGGGUUUUUGGUUUUUUUUUUUUAUUUUUUUAGAUUAGUCACUGAAUUCUGUAAUCAGGGAAUCAUGUCUCCAGGUAUAUUCAGACCUAUAACACUGUCAUUAGUAUGUGGAAUAAAAUUUCAUGGUUUUUAUUAUUUAUUUUUCAGGAUUAGUGUAAGCCAGACACACUGGACUUGUUCUUGUUUAUUUACUGUAAAUAACAUUCAGGGAUCAAGGAAAAACAAAUCCAUGACAUUAAAUCCAAAAACUUGUAUGAACCGUGGUCACAUUAAGCACAACAAAUGUAAUUAUUUAGUUUUGUUCUGUACUUUGUGUAUAUUUUUGUAAUUUAUUUUAAAAUGAAGGAAUGUAUUUUUGUAUUUAGUGUGUAGAUGUUAUCAAACCAUGGCAGCUGAAUUUAACUUACAAACUGUUACUAUUUUGUCUGUUUUGAUGCUGAUGGGAAAAAUAAAACUGGAUUGGUAGAUGAUAA